This is a messenger RNA of Phytophthora infestans T30-4, 327 nucleotides long. RefSeq lists its product as uncharacterized. The transcript has 5 exons. Lineage: Eukaryota; Oomycota; Peronosporomycetes; Peronosporales; Peronosporaceae. The record is from RefSeq and is a predicted model, not a curated record. Bases 1 to 327 code for a protein of 108 amino acids.
AUGCUCACUCAUGCAGGCAAGGAGAUGGCAUUUGCCCACGCAUACAUGGUAGUUGCUUGGAAUCUCAUACCGCGUGACCCUCGUCAUAUCUACGCCAACCCGCUACAGCCAAAUAUUUGUCCUAUUCUCGCUUUAGGACUAUAUUGGUCGCGCUUUAGAAAGUGUUGGCUGCGUCUAUCGGCACACGAGGAUGUAGCCACCGAAUUACAGCGUCAGGGUCUUAACGCCACCGAACUGGGGACUCACUCAAUGCGAAAAGGCUCAGCCACAGCACAUAUCUUCGUUACGAGGCUGCUGGCGACAUGCACGUGGGUCAGUGUGUUGUGA